Messenger RNA from Myripristis murdjan (pinecone soldierfish), 6867 nucleotides. RefSeq names its product exostosin glycosyltransferase 1b (gene ext1b). Gene Ontology annotation, cellular component: membrane. Bases 907 to 3129 code for a protein of 740 amino acids. Lineage: Eukaryota; Metazoa; Chordata; Actinopteri; Holocentriformes; Holocentridae. The transcript is spliced from 11 exons. Gene Ontology annotation, molecular function: glycosyltransferase activity. The record is from RefSeq and is a predicted model, not a curated record.
AACUGAGCACUCGGUAAUUGGACACUAGGAUCAAGGAAUCCCGUCUUUUUGAACAUUUUCCCUGCUAUUUGCCAGGUCACACAGUAACCGGUGGUAGCGUUUGUUAUUCUCGUUUCGACCGGGUAACUUCGCUUGCAGCCUGGCUCAUCCGCCGAUGAGGUUUUUUAUUUUAUGUUUGCGCGUAUGAGGGUAUAUAGGGAGGUUGGAAUAAACAAGAAGAGAAAUGCAGGGAUUCGUGCGGUUACAGUUGCACCGCUGAGCCGCUCCUGAGCUACGUCGCUUUCCCCCGGCUUUUGCUUUUCUUUUCACGGGACCAUGGAGUGAUAAAAGCCCGGAAUAGGACAAAUUCUCUCCGAGGCAUUUGGAUCGGAGCGCGGCGGCCACACCGACGGGUUUCACGCUCCCCGGUCAAUGUGUUACCGACUUUAACGUCCAAACCGGGGGUUACCUUUCUGUCUGGGAGAGCCGCGGUGAUCCGGGUGCCGUUGUUCAUCCGGGGGGAGAGAGUUUGUAGACGGCUGUCGGACAGUUUUCCAUUUGAAUAGCCUCACACAGCCCGUCUGAAUGAGGUGGAGGAGAAGCGCAGAGAGAGAGAGAGGCGCAUAUCUGAUUGUUUCCAAGAGGGUCCAGGCAGCAGUACUCAUCUUUGUCGGUGCACCCGAGCCGCUGUAGGUGCUUUGCAAUGGUAAAACUCUACAGAAGAGGGAGAGACGGACAAGACUUGUAAAAUCGCCCACAUGCUCUGGAUCAAUCGCUGGAUUUGGGAACGGAAUACGCUGAAGGGGGGUUGGGGAUCCUUGGAGGCUGCCGGAGGAUGGAGCGGUGCAGCCGGGGCUGGUGAGAGCCAAACUUUGGGCCACUUUACAUUUCCUUUUCCUAACCAACUCGCCCCUGUUCCCAGGACACAUGCAGGCCAAAAAACGCUACCUGAUCCUGCUCUCCGCCGGUGCAUGUCUAGUGCUUCUCUUCUGCCUCGGAGGGGUCCAACUUCCAGCCGCGAGCAGGAGCCGGCAUGACCGCAGCGGCAAUGGGUACCGGCCCGACCAGCCCUGGCCUCACUUCUCGGACCCCUUACAACCUUUCCUGCCCUGGGAUCAGACGGACACCGAGGAGUACAACCUGCACAUAUCCCCGAGGCAGAAGAGGGACGUUAACACGGGUGUUUACAAAAGCAAGCGGUGCCGCAUGGAUUCGUGUUUUGAUUUUUCUCUGUGUAAAAAGAACGGAUUCAAAGUUUAUGUUUACCCCCUGCAGAAGGGGGAGAAGAUCUCGGAGAGUUACCAGAAUAUCUUAUCGAGCAUUGAAGGGUCCAGGUUUUACACCUCCGACCCCGGACAGGCGUGUCUGUUCGUCCUGAGUCUGGACACUCUGGACCGGGACCAGCUGUCCCCCCAGUACGUCCACAACCUGAAGACUAAGGUGCAGAACCUGCCGCUGUGGAACGACGGCAGGAACCACCUCAUAUUUAACUUGUACUCGGGGACGUGGCCGGACUACACGGAGGACCUGGGCUUUGACAUCGGCCAGGCCAUGUUGGCCAAGGCCAGCAUCAGCACCGAGAACUUCAGGCCCAACUUCGACGUGUCCAUCCCCCUCUUUUCCAAGGAGCACCCGCGGACCGGCGGGGAGAGGGGCUACCUGAAGUACAACUCCAUCCCGCCUUUUAGGAAAUACAUGCUGGUGUUCAAGGGGAAGCGGUACCUGACCGGCAUCGGCUCGGACACCAGGAAUGCCUUAUACCACGUCCACAACGCCGAGGAUGUGGUGCUGCUCACCACCUGCAAACACGGCAAAGACUGGCAGAAGCACAAAGACGCACGCUGUGACAAGGACAACACCGAGUAUGACAAGUACGACUACAGGGAGAUGCUCCACAAUUCCACUUUCUGUCUGGUGCCCCGUGGCAGACGACUGGGCUCCUUUCGCUUCCUGGAGGCUCUGCAAGCCGCCUGUGUGCCAGUGAUGCUGAGUAACGGCUGGGAGCUGCCUUUCUCCGAGAUCAUUGACUGGAACACAGCUGCAGUCAUUGGCGACGAGAGGCUCCUGCUGCAGAUCCCGUCGACGGUGCGCUCCAUCCACCAGGAUAAGAUCCUGUCCCUCAGACAGCAGACUCAGUUCCUGUGGGAGGCCUACUUCUCCUCCGUGGAAAAGAUAGUGCUGACCACUCUGGAGAUCAUCCAGGACCGCGUGCUGGGCCACGGCUCCAGGAGCAGCCUGAUGUGGAACAGCCACCCUGGGGGACUCUUCGCCCUGCCACAGUACUCUGGAUACCUGGGAGACUUCCCCUUCUACUAUGCCACACUGGGUAUGAAGCCGUACCCCAAGUUCACCGCAGUCAUCCACGCCGUCUCCCCCCUGGUGUCUCAGUCGCAGCCCAUACUCAAACUGCUGGUGGCCGUGGCCAAGUCGCAGUACUGUGCACAGAUCAUUGUCCUGUGGAACUGUGACAAGCCCCUGCCUGCCAAACACCGCUGGCCGGCCACCUCAGUCCCUGUCAUUGUCAUCGAGGGAGAAAAUAAGGUGAUGAGCAGCCGCUUUCUGCCCUAUGACACCAUUGUGACCGACGCUGUCCUCAGCCUGGAUGAAGACACAGUGCUUUCCACCACAGAGGUGGACUUUGCUUUCACCGUUUGGCAGAGUUUCCCGGAGCGUAUCGUUGGGUACCCGGCCCGCAGCCACUUCUGGGACAGCAACAAGGAGCGCUGGGGCUACACGUCCAAAUGGACCAACGAUUACUCCAUGGUGCUGACCGGGGCCGCCAUCUACCACAGGUAUUACCACUACCUGUACACCAACUUCUUGCCCAGUAGUCUGAAGAGCAUGGUGGACCAGCUGGCCAACUGUGAGGACAUCCUGAUGAACUUCCUGGUCUCUGCUGUCACCAAGCUCCCGCCCAUCAAGGUCACCCAGAAGAAACAGUACAAGGAGACCAUGAUGGGACAGUCUUCAAGAGCGUCUCGCUGGGCGGAUCCGGACCACUUUGCCCAGCGGCAGACCUGCAUGAACAAGUUCGCCAGCUGGUUUGGCGCCAUGCCACUGGUCCACUCCCAGAUGAGACUGGACCCCGUCCUGUUCAAGGACCAGGUCUCCAUCCUCCGCAAGAAAUACAGGGACAUUGAGAGGCUCUGACAGGACCGGCGCCCCCUGGGGGGAGACCCUGCGCAAGGGGAGGCGAGAGAGAGAGACUCGGUGGAAAGUAGAAAGAGUAGUAGGACUACAGCAGGAUGGAUAGGGGGCGCUACAGCUCUGUCUUCCACUCAGCACAUUGCCAAUGACCACAGCGCCGCCGCUGCCGGGACUUAACGCGGAGAGGGGUGAAAUGGAAACACGCAGGCGGCGUCUGGAUACUAAAAAAAACAAACAAACAGACAAGCAGACGGACAAAGAGUACACAAACUGGUGGACAUGCCAAACAGGACUGUAUGUUCGCAGCACGCACUACUGACGACGAGAACUCUUGGAUAGAAUAUUUUUUGUAUGAAUACCACAAAAAACGAACAAGGAUGACAUUGACUUUCCUGCUCUCUCGGCACACGUGCAGGACGGUAGACGAGGGAAGGUGUCCGUGAUCGCGACCUGGCAACUCUACCCACCACAAAGCCCCAUCCCUACCGGUCUGGCCCCACCCAUCCACACAUGCUCCUGAAACCCUUUAACCCACCCUAGCCCACCUCCCCAGUCUGCAUCAGGACUUGUUACUGGAACCCCCCCCAGCUCCCUGCUUCACACCCGGCCAAACCCUCCUCUGUCGUGGCUUUGAUUUCUCUAAAACUCAGCCCUCUGUUAUUCCUAAGGAUCCUCUCGUAAGAGGUUGGGAAUCAGAAUGAAACCAUUUUUAAUAUGUUUUAAGCUGGAAAAGGCAGACAGCAUUGUCCUCCUCAUGAUUAGAAAGGCCUGACCAGCUUUGCCUAGCAAAGCAACCCCUAUUUCCUGAUAGUCGCUCAGCCAUCAACACAUAUCCUUCAGCCAGUCUCAAAACAUCCUGUCUGUCUGUGGCUCGUUCGUUGAUGUGCUGAUAGGGAUUCUUAUAAUGGUCUAUCUGGUGCCCCUGUUAUCACGAAGAUAAGUUAGAAAAACAUAUCUCAUUUCACAUCCCAUUUUCCUCUCAUACUCUCCAGAGUGGUUGUACUUUUCUCAUCUUUUUUUCUACUUUCAUCAUCUUUUAUUUUCCCCUUCAAACUUUGUACUUUCACUCUUCUGUGUGUGCAUGUGUGUGUGUGUAUGCGUGUGUGCGUGCAUGCGUGCGUGCCUGUGUGGAGCCCUGAAAGUUGGCUCAUCCAACCAUAAGCUCAAACGGAGUACAUUUUCCCUCCGUUGGAAUGAGCGAAAUGAACAUUUCUGGAUGAAAUGGAGCAGAACGUUGCAUUCUAACCCAAACUUGUUUCGCCCAUUUGUUCCUGCUUGCAUGGCUUCGGAGCGCCAUCCUAGCAGGCAUAAAUGGAAUAAAAUUUCGACCGUAACAGGUCUUUAGUGGCCAGCGUCAUUUCACAGGAGUGCUUGUGGAGAGACUUGAACGCCGAGCCCAUCAGUGCCAUACUCUCCAUCAUUGACAUCAGGGUCUGCCUUUUAAAAUUGCUUAUUGCACAAUCAGUUUAGGAUGCCUGCAUGUCCUCUUGAAGAAAAAAUGUCCGGUUGAAAUAGCUCACCUCCAAAUCCAUGAUAAUGUCGUUGUUUUUUUUUUAUUAUUAUUGUUGUUGUUUUGUGACAUAUCACAAGGGAGCCAUUAAAUUGACACAAGAUUUUCUCCUCCAUUUAUCAGGCAGAGAUACAUUUUGGGUUCAAUUAGGCAAACCUAUUUCCCUUUGGCUGUUUUACUCCCGGGGGCCAAACAGCUGAUGAAACCCUCUAACAUCACGAGCCAUUUUGUUGUGAAAGCAGUGACCCGCGACUCUGACCUGCGAGCUAAUACUGGCCUUGGGAAGUCAGCUUUCUCCUGUUUCCCCCCCCCCCACCACCACCACCACCACCAUCCCCCACCCCAUAGCCGGCCGUGCUCCGUUCCCUGACAGUGGCCGUCCUCGUCCGUUGCGUUUCACGACUCUAAACGGCCUGACAUUUCACACCUUAAAUUACCUCGGCGGUAUUGGAAAAACAGAUCAAAAUGGAAAAAUAACUAGCUAUCUUGUCCCUCAAUUGAUCCAUGUGGAGCGAUGUGCCGUCUGAGAUAAUGGCUGGCUUAUUUCUGAACUGUAAUACACUGUCAUUAGGUCGGCGUGCUGUAUGCAGCUGAGAGCACAGACAGCCCACUCAGACUUUCAGUCCGCAGACACUUGAAUGAAAGCAGCGAGCUUUUAGUGGCCUUUCUGUUGGACAGGAGCUGAGAAAUUUCGUCUCAGCCAAAGCUGUUCGGUCCAUGUGUUAACCAGUAGCUGUCAUCGCCAUCGUCAUUACCAGUGCGGUCAUUUGUAUCUCACUGACAGACUGUUUACUUUUAAGAUUUCAUUGAUAUUUUUUUUUAAUUGUGUCAUAUCAAGGGUUUUAUGCAAGUGUCAAGCAGCUGGCGACAGUGACUUUCGAGCGUCACGUCGAAACGCUCACCCACGGCGCCGUUUACUCUCGGUUUAAGGAACCGCAUAUCAUGUGAAACCUGGCAGGUCUAUCAUGUGUGUGUGUGUUUGUGUGUGUGUUGUUGUUUUUUUUUUUUUUUCUCUCUCUCUCUCUCUCUCUCCUCGCUACAUGCUUUGAAUAUCGUGUUUUGUAUUUGCUUUCUGGUAAUGUGGUCGCUCGCGGGACUUUAAGUUUCGAGUGUGAUUCGCUUGCCAGGAGAGAUUUAGACGGUGUUUGAUGUGGAGUCGCUCACAGCCGUGUUUCUCUCGGCGGAAAGUGUUCAUCUAAACGAUUGUAGGGGGGGUGGGGGUGGGGGUGGGGGGGGAGAGAAAAAAAAUGCCUCCUCACUCGGUCUGCAUCUGGUCCCCAUUUCAUGUUCAGACACCCAUAUUGUUUGAAUCCAUAGCAAGCCUUUUUAUAUCGCUGAUUGUUUGAAUUGCUGUUGAUCAUCUCAAGAGAGACCACCCCCCCUCCCUACCCCCCACCUCGGCUUUGCAACCAUUUCACGAAAACGCAAGACAUUUCAAAGCCCCGUGACUCUCAGCACUGUACAUGAACAUAUAUUUAUUUCCACAGACCCAGACUGUGUACAAUUUGAGAUGUUGUGGCGAAAAGGCAGGAGUGAUACUGCAUCACUGUUGGGAGUUUAUGGUAUUUAUUGAGCUAAUUUUCUACAAGCUGUGCACAUUAAUCUACACAGAUGCCAAUAACACCGCUCAGAUUAUUUUUCACCCUGCAUUGUUUUUUUUUGCUUUGUUUUUAUUAUCAUGAAAACAUCCAUCUUGCUGUCACAUCCUCCUCAAAUGAAAAUCCCCCAAGAGACAUAGAACGUUUUUCAGAGUUCAACUCUUGAUUCGCCGCAAAGAAAAGAUGACAUAGACCAGUGAUCUGGGAUUGGAUUGGGCCAGGCCAUCUUGGCUCUCUACAGGAAUCAAAUUGCAUAGCCGCGAUGACGACGAUGCCAAAUGAAACAUGGAAAAUAAUAAGCAGCUGGGUCCCUUGAACCAGAUGGAAACAUUUUCUGAUUCUGCUGUAACAUCCUCCCCCUGCGCAUACAGUAAUGCAUCGGAGACUGCGACACAGUUGUGUUUAAAUUACCUCCUUCUCAGCUUGGUUUCACAUCCAACGACUUUUAGCAUCAGAAGCUGCUCCAUCUUUCAUUCGGUGUGCUGUUUAUAAUUAAGUCUCUCAGAGCGGGAUGGAUGUGAUCUGAGACGCCCCUGUUAUUUUGGAUAUCGCAUCAAGAGAAAUUUAUCCGUGUUCUCAUUGUAUUUUCCUCGCAGAUGGAAAACAAAAAAAAAAAAAAAACAGGUUUACCCA